Messenger RNA from Sphenostylis stenocarpa, 879 nucleotides. NCBI's taxonomy places the organism in Eukaryota, Viridiplantae, Streptophyta, Magnoliopsida, Fabales, Fabaceae. The record is from the annotation of a GenBank genome assembly.
AUGGCGCCUCGUUUGUCUCGCAGUGGGAUUGUUACUGCUGUUGUUGGAGCCGGAUCGUUCCUUUUGCACCAAUUUUCUUUGAUCUUAAAUUCAAUUUUUCAGAGUCUUGGAAUGAGUGAAGAGAUGUACAAUCCAGUUGCUAUUUUUGUAAUACUGGGCAUCAUCUUAGCUGGAGCUGCUUUAGGCUACUGGAUUGUUAGGAGGUUUGUUAUUUCCAAAGAAGAUGGUAGUGUUGAUACUGGGGUUGCUCAGUUUGUGAAAUGGGCAAUGCGCAUCAUUGGAACCACUUUCAUUUUGCAGAGCACUCUUGAUCCUCUUCUAGCAAUUGGAGCUUUGAUCACUUGCGGAGCUGUUUGCAAUCUUUUUUCUGCCACAAAAUGGCUUCAUGGAUGGUAUGAAACUUUAGGGAAUGAUGACUAUUCACUGCAAUGGGUGCAAGGAAAACGUGGUCAUGCGGAAUUCCUUAGCAAGUCAACCCCUAAAGGAAAACAUUGGAGUAACCCUAAAGGAAAAAUGUGGAAUAGCCCUAAAAGAUCGGCAUGGACUGACUCUCCUGUUAGAGGCGUUGUAUCACCAUCCUCUGGGAUUUCAUCACAACCUUCUGGGACUCAUAUGGGACGAGAUUAUUAUUCAACCUUCCACAAGACCCGGAACAGAAAGAAGUUCUCAAAGCAAGAGUGGGAUGAGUUCACAAGAGAAUCCACUAAACAGGCUCUAGCUGAAUGGGCAGCUUCUCCAGAAUUCACUGAUUGGAUUGUUGAGCAUGCAGACCGGAUAAAAGUCCUUCCAAGUGAGAGCUCAGACGAGACAAUGGGAAGUGAAUCGGAUUCAGCGGAUGUAGGAAGUGGAAGUGGAUUUCAGCUGUUUAAGUGGCAGUGA